Pseudocercospora fijiensis CIRAD86 is the source of this 1311-nucleotide messenger RNA. RefSeq lists its product as uncharacterized. Lineage: Eukaryota; Fungi; Ascomycota; Dothideomycetes; Mycosphaerellales; Mycosphaerellaceae. The annotation marks the transcript as partial. The transcript has 2 exons. The record is from RefSeq and is a predicted model, not a curated record. Gene Ontology annotation, molecular function: protein binding.
CUCCACAUCGUCACAGGCAGCUAUGAGAGGACCCUACACGGCAUUGCAGCAACCAUCCCGCCUUCCGCCUUCCAUGGCACAAACGAUGACGAGACCGUCGAGUUUCACGACACAUUCCUGUUCGCCGCACAUGCUUCAGCGAUCCGCUGUCUGGCCAUUUCUCCUGCCGGCAAGGAGGCAGAUAAGCGCUUCUUAGCAACUGGCUCCUCGGACGAGCGCAUCAAUGUCUACAGCUUGUCGACGGCGCCACCACCCAAACCCGCUUCCAAGCCGAAUUGGCCUUCGCUGUCUGGUGCGGCCACUGCAGAGAAUCCUCGGAACAAAUCUCUCGGAAGCCUGCUACAUCAUGACCGUGCAAUUACCAGGCUUCAUUUCCUCGACAAGAACCGACUCUUCAGCGCAGCCGAGGAUGCUACGAUCUGUAUAUCAAGGACUCGUGACUGGACUGUACUUACAUCCCUCAAAGCACCCAUCCCAAAGCCCCACGGACGCCCAUCCGGAGAUACUGCAGGCCCUGGCGAGAUACCAGCCGGUGUCAACGACUUUGCCAUUCAUCCUUCACAAAAGCUGAUGCUUACCGUCGGUCGUGGCGAGAAGUGCAUACGACUGUGGAAUCUGAUGACAGGAAAGAAGGCGCAAGCACUAAACUUUGAGCGGGAACUACUGUCUCAAGUGGGCGAGAGCAAGUUCAGUAGCGGCGAAGGACGGCGUGUGACCUGGGAUCAGGCUGGCGAGAACUACGUGGUCGCGUUCGAGAGAGGUGCGGCUGUCUUUGGCAUUGACUGCAAACCGAAAGCAGUAAUCCAACCUGGCACGAAGAUCCAUCAGAUGAGAUUCAUGCCACCCGAACGAGAUGAAGAUAGCAUACUGGCAAUCUCAACCGAGGACGGUCGCAUACUUCUUUAUGAUCUAACCCACAUUGCUGAAGCCUCAGAUGUCAAGAAACUACGACGAUUGCAGCCUGAUGCACAGAUUGGAGGUCAAGCAGCUGGAGUGCAAGGCCGAAUCAAGGACUUUGAGGUGGUUGAGCUGGCGGAAAAUGGGUCUCCUUUGGGGCACAGGCUCGUUGUGACAGCGAGUAGCGAUGGUGCAAUUCGACUAUGGAGUCUUCCUCAUGGCUGGGCAGGGGAUCUGCUGAAAGACCCAAAGCCUGCAACUCCCAUACAAGUUGCAAAGUUGCUGGCAACCAAGGAGGCGGGAAAUCGUAUCACUUGUCUAGGCGCUUUCUUGCUCGAUGGUCAGCACUCUGCCGUUGAGGAAGCGACGGAUGAUAUGGCAGGCGCUGAGAUCGAUGGAAGCGAAGAAUCCGAA